Xenia sp. Carnegie-2017 is the source of this 2382-nucleotide messenger RNA. Its product is annotated as ectonucleoside triphosphate diphosphohydrolase 4-like. NCBI's taxonomy places the organism in Eukaryota, Metazoa, Cnidaria, Anthozoa, Malacalcyonacea, Xeniidae. Gene Ontology annotation, molecular function: nucleoside diphosphate phosphatase activity. Gene Ontology annotation, biological process: nucleoside diphosphate catabolic process. The transcript has 10 exons. The coding region runs from base 177 to 1976 and encodes 599 amino acids. The record is from RefSeq and is a predicted model, not a curated record. Gene Ontology annotation, cellular component: membrane.
ACAACUAACCCUGACGUGUACAUUGCUUCGAUCGAGGGGAUGUGAUAAAUAUGAACGAAUCAGUAUGAAUGGAGUUCGGCGACUAUUUUUAAACUUUUAAACAAAACGCAGCCAAAAGAUGCUUUUCUGAUGCUUCAAGUCUUUGAUGAGGUAUCGUUUCUACUGGAGGAAAUCAUAUGCCACGAAGAAUUUUGUGUCCGUGGACAAACUUUCCCGUGUCAUUCAACUUGAAAAUGACAUUCUGGCAAGCAGAAAAUGAGAUACAGAACCCCCAAAAAACGGAACAUCAUAGAAGACACUACCUUCUCAUUGCCAUUGUAGUUGUAUUUAUUAUUAUCCUUAUGAUAACGAUGGAUAUUCGCAAGGAUAGAUCACGUCAUAAAUUUUCUGUUGUAUCCAAUCACGAGGAAUGGAUUCACGAUUCCAAUUCCAAAUUUCACUAUGGCAUAGUUCUUGACUGUGGUAGUAGCGGAAGUAGAGUAUUUAUUUAUUAUUGGCCAGAUCAUAAUGGUAACCCAGAACAUUUAUUGAAUAUUAAACAGAUGAUUGAUAGAGAUGGUAAACCUGUACGAAUGAAAGUUCGACCAGGUCUAUCAACUUAUGAAGACAAACCUGAGAACUCUUCAAGCUAUAUCGCGCCAUUGUUAAGACACGCAGCUAAUCACAUUCCAAAGUCCAAGCAUUCUGAGACACCGUUGUAUAUUCUAGCUACAGCUGGAAUGAGACUGCUUUCAAAACAAAAACAGGAUGCUAUCAUUAACAACCUUGUCACAGAAAUACCAAAAAAAUUUCUUUUUCUCUUUUCUUCCUCGCAAGUUGAAGUUAUAACAGGCAAACAGGAAGGUAUAUACGCUUGGAUAACUAUAAACUAUGUGCUUGGACGGUUCGACCAUUCAGAAGCUUCCCAUCAUUCUGAAAAUACAAGCGAUCUUAAAGAAAGGAAGAAAACUGUUGGCUCUCUCGACAUGGGUGGCGCAUCUACGCAAAUCACCUUCGAAGUACCUGAAACCGUAAAACUUCCCGCCGGUUUAAAAACGGAAGUUAAUCUUGGCUGUGAUUCCCAUAUGACUGUACAUAAAUACAUAUUGUACGUUUCAACAUUUUUGGGUUUCGGUGCAACGACUGCUCGCAGUCGCUAUCUUGAUAUGAUUUUUACAAAGAAGAACCAUUCCCUUCCCAGCCAUUCCCGGAUACAUCUUGAUCCAUGUCUACCCUCAGAUAUCCGCAUCAAAGGAUCACACAAAGGUGUCAACUACCGUAUGAAAGGUUUGGGAAAUUUUGAUGUCUGUCGUAAUCAGCUCACUCCGUUGUUGAACAAUUCGGAACCUUGUGAAAAUCCCCCUUGCUCUUUGAACGGUGUCUAUCAACCACAGAUAUCAUUUAAUUCCACGGAUUUUUAUGGCUUUUCUGAGUUCUGGUAUUCGGUCAACGAUGUUCUUCGUUUGCCUGGUGUAUACGAUGCAAGAAAGUUUGAUGCUGCUUCUAAGGAAUUUUGUAAAACGAAGUGGCCAGUGCUGCAUAAACGGUUCCAAAGUCGUUUGUAUCCUUUCGCUGACGAACAUCGAUUCAUGUACCAAUGCUUUAAAUCCGCAUGGAUGACCACCGUUUUACAUGAUGGUUUUGGGUUUCCUCGAUAUUACCGUCGACUUCAUCCAACAUUUAUGAUUGAUGGUAAAGAGAUCCAGUGGACGCUUGGUGCUAUUUUAUACCGAACACGAUUUUUGCCACUGAGGGAGAUGCAAGCGAGCACAAAAGGGAUUUUAAACCCUCGUCUAUCCUUCAUUGUCCUCGGUGAUUCGGCAUUUAAAGUCGUUCUGUUCCUUUGUUCUCUCGUUGUCCUGUUUUCCAUAUACGUCAUUUUCGCCAAACCGAGACUUGCUAUGCCAUCCUUCAAACGGUUUUUAUCAAAUAACUCAUCAUCAAAUAUGGUGAGCGAAACUCCUAACUAUCCAACAGAUGUCAGGAUAUCACUGUAGAAAUGAAAUUUAUGAAUGUUAUUGGGAGAUUCAAUGCAUGGAUUAGGUAGAGUUGUACGCCUUGUCCUUGUCUUAAACCAUAAGCAAGUAGCGUGCAUUCAAGCUGGGUACCAGUCCUUUUUCAUAUUUUGCACAAUACGCAGGUAUGAUAUUUUGUUCUCGGUCGCCCAAAGUUUAUCAAUUGAAACUUUCAAUCGUCGAAAUCUUUAUAAUGAAGAUUAUAUUUCUCCAUACGAAAAGAACACUAAAAUUUAUCUUUAUUUUCAAAAUAUUCUCUUUUCAACGAGUGAAAAUAAUUCACCAAGUCAACGCCAAAGACCACAGAGAUAAACACAGAAUCUAUGUAGGGAAUAAAUUUAUUUCAUUAUUAAAAAAUUCGCGUCAAAACUUGCAUAAACUAAGUUUA